This is a messenger RNA of Andrographis paniculata, 2162 nucleotides long. RefSeq lists its product as uncharacterized. NCBI's taxonomy places the organism in Eukaryota, Viridiplantae, Streptophyta, Magnoliopsida, Lamiales, Acanthaceae. Gene Ontology annotation, biological process: phospholipid metabolic process. Bases 523 to 1959 code for a protein of 478 amino acids. The transcript is spliced from 7 exons. The record is from RefSeq and is a predicted model, not a curated record.
GAUUAAACACUAAAUAGUAAAAAUUUUGAAUUUGUGAUAUAAAUAAGAAUGUGAUGUUUUUAGAUAUAAUAUAAAAAUAAAAAAUAAAUACGAUUUGAUAUUUUUGGGGAAAUUUGAUAGGAAUAAUGAAAUUCCACCAAAUCUUUCAAACAAACGCACCCUUUAAAAGUAUUUUAAUUUUUAUACCUUAAUUUAUAUCCUAAAAUUUGAGAAUUGCUUCCAACGUGUGAAGUAUUUAAGAGUUACACAAACACGCUGUGUGGCCCGCGGAGACGCAUACAUAAAUGUUGCAUAUAUCCAUUAUGCUACCGUGCACUACCCCUGCGUAAGAUAGAGCAAAGCGAUUCCUGUUUAUAAACCCCUAGGGAUUAAAACAGCUAUAACUUCCCUCCUUCCUCAUACAUACUGCACUCGCGCCGCUCACUUCUCUACCGUGCGAUCUCUGGAUCUGCUGACGUCUCACCUUUCCAUCGCAUUUGAGUUGAAAUUUCAUCGUAUAUUUGGUGUCUGUGGAUUUGAGGAAUGGCGGUGGGGCGGUGGAGAGAAUGCAGAGGUGAUUUGAUGGCGGAAGGGGCGAAAUCGCUGCAGCGUCGGCUGAGGGAUCGUUUCAGAGUUACUGCGGUGAACUAUCACCGUCGCAGGAAUAUAAGGAUCAGCGGCGGGAGAUACUUUUCAUCUACAGUUCAGCGGUGGCUUGAUCGCCUUUCCGAUUUUCGUCGCGAUUCUCUGCCAUCUUCCUCCACUUUUUACCACAAGAGAGUGAGUAAAGAUAUUGAUGCAGAAUAUGAUUCAGUACUGACCCGCAUGCUCCAAGCUGUAGCUGUUCCUGUGAUUGGAAAUGUUUGCCAUGUUUUUAUGCAUGGUCUCAACCGUAUUCAGAUAUUUGGUGCAGAUAAAUUGCAAAAUGCAGUGUUGCAUCGACCAGAGAACAAGUCACUGAUUACGGUUAGCAAUCAUGUUGCAGCUAUGGAUGACCCUUUGGUUAUAGCUUCCUUACUUCCUCCUAGUAUGAUGUUUGAUGCAAAUGGAGUAAGAUGGACACUUUGUGCAUCUGAUAGAUGUUUCACAAAUCCAGUUACAUCAGCAUUCUUCAAGUAUGUGAAAGUGUUCCCAGUUUCUCGUGGGGAUGGAUUAUAUCAGAAGGGGAUGGACCUUGCUAUUUCCAAAUUAAACCGAGGUGGGUGGGUUCACAUAUUCCCAGAAGGUAGUCGCUCUCGAGAUGGUGGGAAAACAAUACGUCCUGCCAAAAGAGGCAUUGGGAGGUUGGUCUUGGACGCCGACAAUGUACCCUUGGUUGUUCCCUUUGUGCAUACUGGAAUGCAAGAGGUCAUGCCUGUAGGAGCCAAGUUCCCAAAAAUCGGCAAAACAGUGACCAUUCUUGUAGGCGAGCCCAUUAGUUUCGAUGAUAUAAUCGAAGGGGACAGGGAAAGCAUACCAAGAGGAGAACUCUACGAUGCUGUCUCCGCCAGAAUCAGCAUCCAUCUCCGAAACCUAAAGUUACAAGUCGAAGCAUUAGCCAUCGAACAAGCUCUGCAUCUCCAAAACAAUCCCUCACAUUCCCCUGAACGAGCAGCUGAACUUCUGCAAAACAUCGACUGGGAAUCACAUGGGAUCACAAACCACAUGUCAGUCGAGAACCCCGCUCCAAGGGAACAUGCCCAUACCUUAUCCGUAGAACCAACCCCAACCCCAACCCGGCUCUACGCACAGGAAACAAACCUGCAAUUCCAAGAAGGUGGAUUCGUGUCGAGGAUACGAGGGUACAUGGACUCGACAGAACUGAUGGUUUUCUCUGCACGCGGUUUGCUUUCUCACCGUAGAACUACUACGAAUACAUACUUGCCAAUUCUAGAAUCAGUUAGUCCUCUAAAGGCAUGGAAUAACUUUUGGAAGUCCAUGUCCGGAAACCAUCACUUCCUCCCUAAUUCAGUAGCGUUCAAUGAGGCUAUGCAAUGUUAGAAAAAUUCAGCAUAGCAGAGUAGCCAGUAGGGUAGGGUAGGGUAGGGUUGUGUUGUGUUUUUAUCCGUCCUUGUUAAUAAUAAAUAAAUAUAUAAUGCUAGUAGUAGGUUGUUUCUGAAGUGGGAAAGUAAGAAAAACCCCUCUUAUUUUGUCACGCUCUUACAUCGGUCAUUAAAGUUAAGACAAUCCAAGCCUUUUGUGUA